AUAACACUUUCCGACAUACCGCUUUACGACAUACCGCUUUACGACUGUUUUUCUUGUUGCCUAGCAGCAGAGCAAAGGGAACCAAAGAUGGUUCACAGCAGGUCUCUUUGACACGAGAGCAGAAGAAUGGCUGCAGCCGCAGACUGGGGGCUCCUCAUGGGAGUUGACCCCGAAGAUCCUGGAGAUGAUGAGAAAAUCUCUCAUAUGAUUUUGAAGGUCAAAUCACGGGACCUGAAAGCACACGAGCCAGAAGAAGUUAUUCAUCUCUUCAAAAUCUCACAAACCCUCUUGAGGAGAAAACUGGAUGAAGUCAAAUGUGCCUAUGAGGUGGUUGAAAAUGCAGGUGCUGAUCAAGCAAGAAUGGAAAAUGAACUGAAAGCCAAAGUCCUGAAGCUGGAAAAUGAGCUUGAGAUGGCACAGCGUGGGAUAGGAGGGGGGGACACACGUUUCCUUCGGGAGGAGAUUCACCAGCUAAGGAAUCACCUGGAGCGCAAGGAGAGGGAGGUGAUCCAGCUGGAGAAGGAAAUGGGCAAGGAUAGGAAAGUCAACGAGGAGCUGGCUCUCCGUGCUGAAGAGGAAGAGGAGAAGAACAGAAAACUGAAAAGAGAAAAUGAACAGCUCCAACAGGAUAUCGAGUUCUACAGAAAGGAAGCAGAUCAGCGAGAAUCUCUUCAGACCAGAGAGGAGAGCAAUGAAACUCAGAGGAGACUUACUAAAGCCAACCAGCAGCUCUACGAGUGCAUGGAGGACCUGCAGCAAGCCGAGGAUAUGGCUGCCAACCUGAGGAGCGAGAACGAUAACCUGCAGAAGAAUCUGGAGGAGUCUGUCAAAGAGAUGGAGAAAAUGACAGACGAGUACAACAAGAUGAAGAUCGCAGUCCAGCAGACAGAUGCUAUCAUGGAUCAGCUGAGAAAUGAGAGAGACCAGGCAAAGUUUCAGGUCAGAGAGUUAACCGAUCAGAUCCAGGCCCGCGUCGAAGAGGAUGACCCGGUUAUGGCUGCCGUUAACGCCAAAGUAGAGGAGUGGAAGGGGAUACUCUCAGGGAAAGAUAUGGAAAUCGUGGAGUAUCAACAGAUGAUCAGAGAGUUCAGAGAGAAACUUCGAGCUGCCCAGAUGGACUCGGAUAAAAGCAACAUCAUAGCGCUGCAGCAGGCCGUGCAAGAAAGGGACAACCAGAUCAAGAUGCUGUCGGAACAAGUGGAGCAGUACACAACAGAGAUGGAAAAGAACGCUCGGCUCGUCGAGGAGCUGAAAAAGCCAUUGAAGAAGGAUAGAGGCCUGACCUCCAGCGUGCAGCAGCGUAAGAUGGAUGAGUUGAGCGCUAAGCUUCAGGUGGCGGAAGAGAAAGUCUUGGAGGCUCAGCGUGCCGUCCAACUGGCUGAAACUGACGCUAAGGAGAAAGACAAAGAACUCAAUGACACCCUCACUCGAAUCCGUCUUUAUGAGUCUGGCACUGAUGGUUUGGAAGCCGCUAUAACUGAGAUCAAAGACUGUAAAAAACAGAUCAGAGUCAGAGACCAGGAAAUCGAGACCAUGAUUAAAGAUAUAAACCAGCUAGAGCUCAAAAUCAACAAUCUUCUCGAUGAGAACGAAGACCUACGAGAGCGACUCGGUUUGAAUCCAAAGGAAGAACUGGAUUUGACUGAAUUGCGGAGAUCAAAGGUUUUAAAGCAGAGACAGUACAAAGCUGAGAACCAAGUUCUGCUGAAAGAGAUUGAGCGACUUGAGGAGGAAAGACUUGAGCUUAAACAACGUAUUCGUGCUCUGGUGAAGGACAAAGGCAUAUCAGUUAUCAGUAGUUCAUUGCUUGAUGACAAGGAAGAAGAAAAGCCAAGAUCUUCUAAACAGAGUCCCAUCUCUGGAUCUAUUGAUGAAGAGCUGAAACUCAAAAACGACCGUUUACAGAAAGAACUGAACAACAAAGAGAAAGAACUGGAACUCAGAAGAACAGAAUCGGCACAAUUUAAAAUCAAACUGAAUGAAAUGUUAAAUGAGAAUAAACAGCUCGAGCAGGGUAUGAAGGAGAUCUUGCAGGCCAUCCAGGAUGCUCAGAAGUCAACGCCUUCUCUGACAGCCGUCAGCAUUCCCAGCCUGGAGCGACUCAUCAAUGUUUUGGAGAUGAAGUACUCUGAGGGAAAGUUUGACACACGCCUGCAUCUGAGAACUCAGGUAGAUCAGCUGACCGGCCGCAAUGAAGAGCUACGACAGGAGAUGAAAGCAGCUAGAGAAGAGGCCGCAAACACACUUAACCAGCUUACAAAAGCCAUCGAGAAGAUUGCACGUUUGGAAGGUGAAGUUGAAUCAAUGAGCAAAUCGACCGGUAGAUCUGUCCCUUACAAGACAUUAACUCUACCUGAAGACAUGAUGCCAAAUAGUGCUGAGGUCAUCAACGCUCUAAAUGAGUACAUGGUGCAACUCCUACAGGAGCUCAAAACCAAAGAAGAUUCAGUCGAACAGCUCGGAUCAGCUCUUGAAGAGUACAAAAGAAAAUUUGCAGUCAUACGACAUCAACAGGGACUGUUGUACAAGGAGUAUCAACGUGAAAAGGAGUCAUGGCAGAAAGAGAGAGACUCUUUCACAGAGCUGAAAUCAAAGCUGGAGGAACAAAAGGAAGUGGAUGCAGUGAAAAUCAAAGAAUAUAGUCACUGGCUUGAGACUCUUGAGAAGGACCCUAGUGAGACCAAGCGGCAUCUGUCCGAGACGGCCCGAAAGAUGACGGUUCUAAGGGUGAACGAGAAGUGCCUUACGCGACGUUACACAACGCUGCUAGAGUUGGAGCAACACUUGAGGAAAGAGAGCAACAAGCUGAAGGAUGACUUUACUCAGAUGGAGACCACGGUCACCGAAAGGAUCGGUUACCUGCAGAGGUUUAAGGAAAUUGCGGCAUUCAAAAUGGCCGCCCUGCAGAAAUCGCUUGACGCUAGUGUUUCAGCUUCAGAGAUGGAGAAAGCCAACAAACAAUACACCGAGCUCACUAUUAAAUACAGAAACCUCCUUCAGAAAGACAAUCACCUCGUUCAGAAGACAAGCACUUUGGAACACCUUGAGAAAGAGAACAUCUCCUUGCACGAACGCAUUAGUUCCAUCAAUAAAGAGCUUGAGAUCACAAAAGAGAAGCUUCACACUUUGGAGCAGGCCUGGGAGAACAUCAACACAGAUGGUGCUGAGAACAGCAUGGACAAGGCAGCCAAAGCUCUGGCCAACAGUGAGAUCAUAUCAGUGUCCAGACGCAUCACCACGCUGGAGAUGAAGGAACUGAACGAAAGACAGAGAGCCGAGCACGCUCAAAAGAUGUACGAGCACCUGAGGAACUCUCUCAAACAGGUGGAGGAGCGCAACCUUGAGUUGGAGACAAAGUUUGCUGAGCUAACAAAAUUCAACUUGGAGGCUCAGCGGACGGAGCGGGAGCUCAGGGACGAGUUGGCCGACAGCGUCAGUAAACACAUCAGUGAUGCUGACCGCAAGCGAAUCACAGAGUUGGAGAAAACAGAGGCGGAGCUACGGAUCGAAGCGUCCAAGUUGCGGGAAGUGUCCGACGUGGCAAAAAUGCAGGUGUCUGCGCUGGAAUCCAGGCAGCAGUCCAGAGAGAAGGAAGUGGAGAGUCUAAGAAAACAAAUUUUAGACUACCAGGCUCAAUCUGAUGAAAAGACCCUCAUUGCUAAACUCCACCAGCACAUCCUCGCCCUCCAGCUAAGCGAGACCACCGCCAUCAGCCGGCUGGAGGCCACCAAUGUGCGCCUGCAGAAGCUCGAGGCCCAGAAACUUCGGGUUGAACAGCAGCUCGACGCCCAGCAUCAGGCGCUGUGGCGCGCGAGGCAAGAGGGGCACCAGAGAGCCAGACACCUCCGUCACACCAUCCAAGCACUUCGUCGACAGUUCUCCGGAGCUCUGCCGCUAGCCCAACAAGAGAAGUUCUCCAGCACCAUGCUCCACCUGCAGGAGGACAGGGCGCGGGCCAGGGAGGAGGCGCAGAAGGCCGAAGAGGAGAGGAGGAGAGCGGAAGGGAAAGCAGGAGAGCUGGAGUUAAAGCUGAAGGGGUUGGAGGAGCUUAUGGCGACGCUGAAGGAUGCUAAAGGGGCACAGAAAGUAAGUGAGUGGCAUAAGAAACUUGAGGAUGUCCGUCUGGUGGAAAUGAGGCAGUGCAGAGAGCUCGGCGUCCUGAGGGAGGAGAUCAAGUACCUGAAGAACAUUGUGGCGGAGCAGGAACGCAACAUCAGCAGCCUGGAAGAAGAGCUGGUGCAGCAAAAUAAUCUUUUAGAGGAGCGCCAACUGGUCUGGGAUCAGAGGGAAGUGGGACUGGAGCGUCAACUCGACACAUAUGAGAAACGACAGAAUGACAUUUUAAACACAGCUCAGAAGUUUGAAGAAGUCGCAGGUUCUCUACCGGAUCCAUGUCAGCCUCUAGCUCAUCAGUUAGACUUUGCUCUUGGACAAAUGAAGGAGCAUGUUCGUACCAUCCUUGAGACAAAGGCCACUUGCAAUAUUCUGGAAGAGAAACUGAAUGAAAGUGUGUCAGCCUUGUGGACAGCAGAACAAAACGUCUUAUCUCGAGACAAAGUGAUCAAUGAACUGAGGCUCCGCCUACCAGCCUCCGCGGAGAGAGAGAAGCUCCUGGCUGACCUGAGCAAACGAGAGGACUCCGAAAGCCACCCCACCCUGAAGAUCGCCCACCAGACCAUCGGCAACCUGCAGGACCGCCUUGUUCAGAAAGAAGAAGUUCUCAAGAAGUACCAGAACUUGUUAGCAAAGGCUAGACAGGAGCAAGAGGAUGUCACCAAAAGGCAUGCAGAAGAGAUCCGUGCUCUGCAUCAGAAACUUGACGUCUACAUGGACACAUCUCUGGACCGCUUCAAACAGACUACACUGGAGCUUAUGAAGAAACCGACCAUCACUGUACCCACCUCAAAGCACCUGCUGCGGUUAGCCGAAAUGGAACAGACGGUGGCUGAACAAGACAAUUCACUAUCCUCUUUAACACAGAAAUUGAAGACCGUCACAGCAGAGCUGGACCACCAGAGACAGGUGACAGCAGCACAGGCUAUGGAGCAUGCGGCAGGAACCGCCAGACUUGAGGAAAGGCACACAGCCCAAAUGAAAGGUCUGUCUCAGGAGGCUACAGAUCUGAGAACCCAACUUACUCAGAUGGAGAAAGAGCUCCAGCACCUCCGCACUGAACUACAGGCCCAGAAAGAAGCCAACGUAAGGUCACCAUCCAACACCAUGAAAAACCUGGUAGAACGUCUGAAGUCCCAGAUGGCCCUCAAAGAGAAACAGCUAAAGGCUCUCAGUAAAGCUCUUCUGGAACUGCGUGCGGAGUUGACAUCUCAAGCGGAACAGCAGAUCAUUGCCAACGGUGCUCAGAAAGAAGAAGCACUCAAUGUUCAGCAGAUUGUCGACAAGCAGACGAAAGACCUAAAGGCUCGUAUGGAUGACCUCAACGAAGAUCUUCAGGCAUCCAAAGAUGCCGCGCGUGCUGUGAAAGCCAGAGAAAACUCAAUGAGAGAUGAACUGGAGAGUUUAAACAAGGAUCUUCAGAGAAGCCAGAAGUCUCAGAAAAAGCUGCAGAGUGAAAAAGACGCCCUGGAGGACGAGCUGCAUGAGCUGAAGAAGAAAGUUCAGAGACUGAGCAGUGGCCUACAGGCUCAGGUUGAAAGUGACGGUCCCAUAGUAGAAGCUCUUCAGAAGAAGAUCCGUAAGUUAGAACAGGAGCUGGAUAGGAAGAGCAUCUCAGAGCCCACAGAGAGAAAAAUCACCUUGAAGGAAGACAAGUCCACUAAAGAAGAAAUUUUGCGAUGGGAGGAGGGCAAAAAGUGGCAGGGCAAGAUGGAGAAGGUGCGGAACCUUCUUAAAGAGAAGGAGAAGGAAGCGGAUUCUCUGUCUAAACAGUUAACAACCAUCAAGGAACUUUACAGCAGGUUGGAGCAGGAGAAGUUAAGUCUGCAGAAAAAACUAAAAACCAAAGGAGUGACUGCAGCCCAGGUCGUCGGUGUACGGACCCUGGAGGCCGACCAAGAGAUCGAGGAACUGAAAAGAAGAAAUUCUGAACUGGAGCAACAAAUCAAAAUGAUCAGGCAACAGCAGGCUUUACCGCGUGAUGCUGCUAUGGAGGACAUCACCAUUAGAAAUCAAUAUCUAGAGGAGAGGCUUCUUUCUCUUGAGAACCAACUGUCCACAGAGCCUCUAUCAAGACCAUCUACAUCUGGCAGAGGUUCUGGUACUCCAUCACAAAGAGAACAUGAGCUCCAGAAGGAGAACCUCAAGUUGUCAGCAGAGAACCUGGAGCUUCGCUUUCAACUGGAGCAAGCAAACAAGGACCUCCCUAGACUGAAAGAUCAAGUGUCUGAUCUCAAAGAGAUGUGUGACGUUUUGAAGAAGGAGAAAGCUGAGGUUGAAAGGAAGCUCGCUCAUGUUCGUGGGUCUGGACGCAGUGGGAAAACCAUACCUGAGCUUGAGAAGACCAUCGGACUGAUGAAGAGGGUGGUGGAGAAAGUUCAGAGAGAAAACGAGAGCUUGAAAAAAGCGCCAGCGGCCAAAGUUCAGGAGCAGCUCACCACGCUAGAACGGGAUCAUGGGAAACUUAAGUCAGAAUAUGAAAAGAUGAAAGGAAAACUAGAGGAACAGCUAAACUCAAGACUGGAGUCAAAAACUAAAGGCUUUGAGAAAAUCAUGAUGGAAAACGAACGAUUGCGUAAAGAUAUUAAAAAGGAGACUGAGGCCGCAGAAAAACUGAGGGUCACGAAGGCGAGCCUUGAAGUAACUAAUGAGAAGUUGCGGGCGGAGCUUGAGGAGACCAAUCAGAGGCUUUUCUUAGCCCAGUCAAAGGGCCUAGAGGGGGCAGACGGCAAGACCUGGAAAUCUUCUGUGGUCACCAGACUAUUUGAGAAUAAGAUGAAAGAUCUGGAAAGUGAUAUCAGCAAGAAAAACUCCACCAUAUCUGAGCUGAAAGGGCAACUUAAAGAAGCAAACGAGAAACGACAAUCUACACAAAAUACCAUCAUCCAGCUGAAGGAGCAAGUAGAUCUCCUAAAAAACGUUCCUAUAGAGGGAACAACGGAUGAAGGUCUUGCCAAAGAAUUUCAGUCAAUGAGAUUGGCCAAUAAACAGCUCGAGAGGGAGAAAGCUCAACUUCUUCGUCAGAUCCAAAGAUUCGAUGAGCAGUUUGGAACCAGCCGGACAGGGCCAGGAUACAAAGAGCUCCAGGAGCAGAUUAAAGCAGUACAAAAUGAGAAAAAGAAAUUGCAGGAUGAAGUAAGAAGACUCACUCGAGAGCUGGAAAACUUCGACCCCACAUUUUUCGAAGAACUUGAAGAUCUAAAGUUCAACUACAAUUUGGAACUGAAGAAAAACAUUGUGCUUGAGGAGCAGUUGAGGAAACUGUCUGAUCGGUUUGGGGUGGCUGUCGAAAUUCCAGUUGAUGUAUCUAUUACCUAACAGACAUCUACUGAUUUACAGAGAUAGUAGUACAAGAUAACUUGAGCUGUAUAUUUUGUUACUGCACAAUUCAAAUCGAAGUUUGUACAUUGACAACGUAGAACCUGCUUUUUAUUCUUAGGUUACAAUGUUUUAUAUCAAUUAGGUUUUUGUACAAUAUUUGUUUUUUAUACUGUAGGUUUUACAAUAUUUGUGAUUUGUGGCCUUGUUAGCAAUUUAUUUAUUUACAUUAAAUGAAAAGUUUGCCUUUUA
Molecule: messenger RNA, 7683 nt
Organism: Triplophysa dalaica
Lineage: Eukaryota; Metazoa; Chordata; Actinopteri; Cypriniformes; Nemacheilidae
Gene: cep290
Product: centrosomal protein 290
Exons: 53
Coding region: 127-7431 (2434 amino acids)
Biological process (GO): camera-type eye development; kidney development
Source: RefSeq, a predicted model, not a curated record